Messenger RNA from Brassica napus (rape), 1591 nucleotides. RefSeq names its product E3 ubiquitin-protein ligase RFI2. NCBI's taxonomy places the organism in Eukaryota, Viridiplantae, Streptophyta, Magnoliopsida, Brassicales, Brassicaceae. The record is from RefSeq and is a predicted model, not a curated record. Bases 115 to 1416 code for a protein of 433 amino acids. Gene Ontology annotation, molecular function: ubiquitin-protein transferase activity. The transcript is spliced from 6 exons.
UGGCUAAAUGAUUCAGGUACAUGGAAUAAAAUAAAACUAUACAGAGUCCAAGAAAAAAAAGGAAAGAGAAAUGGUGAGACCAAUGUCAUUGUCUGGUUUUCAACAAGGAUAGACAUGACAUAUAGUAUAUGUAAAAAGAUUAUUAUUACCGCAUCGGCUUUCGAAAAGGCAGACCAAUUCGGAGAGAGCGACGGAGAUGAUUUUUGUUUGACAUUUUUCGAAAACCAGAUUUUUUUUGUUGUGUUGUGUUCCAUCCGAUUGAGGCUUGGUGGAGACAUGGCCGGAGCUAAUGAUGAUGAUUAUGAUCGUAACAACCGCCGGAUUGCUAACCAAUCGACGGAUUCGGCCGCAGAUGUCCCUGGAAAACGCGGGAACGAGGAUUCUUCUUCGUCUCUUGUUGAAGUCUCGUGCUCGAUUUGCCUCGAGUUGGUGGUCGACGACGGUUCCAGAUCCAGUGCUAAGCUCCAAUGUGGUCACCAAUUCCAUUUGGACUGCAUUGGAUCGGCUUUCAACAUGAAAGGAACCAUGCAAUGCCCUAACUGUCGUAAUGUUGAAAAGGGUCAGUGGCUCUUUGCAAAUGCCUCUACUCGCCUGUUUCCUGAGUUUGUCAUGGAAGAUUGGAUCCCUGAAGAAGAUUUGUAUGCUUUAAGCUAUCCCGAAAUGCAAUAUCGGGUCCAUUGGUGCCCCUUUGGUGAGCUCUCUCAAGCAGGUUCAUUCGAGGAACUUGAACCUUCAGCCCCUACAUAUCAUAAUGAGUUCCAUGGGCACCAUGCCGUUGCUAUGAACCAUUCAUAUCCUGCAUACGUUGCACCAGGCCCAGCCUCCACUCCAAGAACUAGCGAUAACAGCAACAACCCAGAUGACCAUCCCUGGAACAGCCACUCUAGUGACCACUUUCACCAGCUCUCUGUUGCUCCCCACUAUCACCAUCAUCAUCAUCAUUCUACAUCGUUUUCUCUUCCAGGUGCUCAUGUGAUUGAUGGUGAAAUCGACUCCUCAGCAGCACGGGGCAUAUCUCAUCCACACCCAUUUCUCUUCGGUUACCGGUCUAAUCCAAGAACCUCACCAGCAAUUAACACUCAACAAGGAAGCAGCAGUGCCCAAAUGCGUGAACACCUUCACACGCAGCAGCAGCAUCAUGUUUAUAAUAACCAAAGGCAACAUCAUGUUAAUGGUCCCAAUCUCGCAUCACCUCUGGUCUCUAUGACAAGAAGGGGAUUGCAGCCACUACCCAUGCCAGAUCAGAACGUUGGAUUCUUCCUUUAUCCACCACCACCUCAACCACCGAGCACAUCAGGUGGACACCGUGAACCAGAAAGCGAUCAGUUUCAUCCUUGGGAGAGAGACUGGUUUCCACAUUUCCCUAUCCCCUCGAUUCACCGCACAAUCUCUAGCUUCUGGCACAGACACUUCUGAGAGAAGUUGCAUGUGGAAGAAUUCUACCAGGCGUAUGAACCAACCAUGUAUAAAAAAACUGGGAGACUUGUUUGAUGGAUCAAAACUUGUUUAUGAUGUAACUAUAACUUGGUUUCCAAUGUACAUUGUGGCCUUGCCAAGGAUUGUUGUUACUAAACAGAAGAUUCAACCGAUU